This is a messenger RNA of Paraglomus occultum, 978 nucleotides long. Lineage: Eukaryota; Fungi; Glomeromycota; Glomeromycetes; Paraglomerales; Paraglomeraceae. The record is from the annotation of a GenBank genome assembly.
AUGACUAGUUUCAAUGUUAAGUCAGAAGAUUCGGAGAAAACUAUAGUAUGUGAUGACAUGUCACCCAGCGAAUGGGAUGCUGAAGAAAUCCUGCGCACUCACUCUUAUCCCGAGUCGCACCAACUAGUUAUUCACAGGGGUGUAAAGGUCACGUUACCCCCCCAGAUUUUAGCGGCAUACACUAUCCACUCUAAAUUAGCAUCAGGUACGUUUGGGAGCGUAUUCUAUGGAGAAGAAAAAUCUACUCGUCGUCCAGUGGCUAUAAAAAUUGUUGAAGCAUCCAUGACAAAAACCAUUUCGUACAAUGGGAUAAAAAUUCCAAAAGAAGCAGCUCUUCUCCAAAAAAUUCCAUCACAUCCGAAUAUUAUUGCGCUUAUCGAGUGGGCAGAAGCAUAUGAAAAACAUUGGAUUCUCGUGUUUGAAUAUCACGGAUUUGGUCGAGAUAGACUAAAAUUUACUUUAAGACAUUAUUUAAGAAACGUUGCAAAAAGUAGAGGAAAACGAGGAUUAACGGAAAAUAAAGUAAAGAAAAUUAUGCGCCAGUUACUGUCGGCAUGUCAUCAUUUGGAGAAACAUGGAAUUUAUCACUGUGAUUUAAAACUAGACAAUAUAGUUGUCGAUACCGAGGGUAAUUUAAAACUAAUCGACUUUGGAUUGGCAGUCGAAGGAGAGAAAGGCCGUGGAAGAAUUGGGUCAAUUUUUCCUCCGGAGAUGUAUGACCACUAUAUUCCAUACGAACUAUCAACAGCACAAAUAUGGGUACUUGGGACUGUGUUUUACCAACUUUUUGAAGCAGCUAAACCAUAUCAUGAAGAGCGGGUAAAAUCUAAGGCAUUAGGUCGAGUUAUGUUUAGCCGGCAUAAUCGACCUUCGAACGAGUGCGUGGAGUUGAUAGAUUGGAUGUUGAAAACAGAGCCUACUCACAGACCACAGUCGGUGAGUAGGGUUAUUGAGCAUUGUUGGUUUAUGUGCGCUUGA